This is a messenger RNA of Thlaspi arvense, 1337 nucleotides long. Lineage: Eukaryota; Viridiplantae; Streptophyta; Magnoliopsida; Brassicales; Brassicaceae. The record is from the annotation of a GenBank genome assembly.
CUAGAAGAAGUAACAUCACCCCACCAGAGUCAGCAUGCAAAUGCUACCAAAAUAACAACUCUCAUUCGUCAUUCUAUAAAUACCCUUUCUUCCCAUUCUCACUUCUUCACCACACCACAGCAAACCCUUAAUUUACACUACUGUCAAAAACUGUUGUAUGUGUUCAUGGCUCUGACCAUUCUUGCCAUGGACCUAACUAUCUCUCAAGCCACAUCUCGUGUCACUUUUCACGAGUCAUCCAUUCCUGAUUACCAUCAACAUUGGAUGAUCCAGUUUUCUCGCGUUUAUACGGAUGAAUCCGAAAAACAGACGAGAUUUGAAGUGUUCAAGAAAAACUUAAAAUUCAUUGAGAACUUCAAUAACAAUGGGAAUCAAAGCUACAAACUUGGUGUCAACGAAUUCACGGAUUUGACCAAAGAGGAGUUUCUUGCCACCCAUACCGGUCUCAGAGGCAUCAACGUAACUUCACCAUCUGAAGUGGUUGAUGAAACGGUGCCAUCUUACAAUUGGAACGUUACUAAUGUUGUCGGCGAGAGCAAAGACUGGACAAAGGAGGGAGCUGUAACACCUAUCAAAACGCAAGGACAAUGUGGUAGUUGUUGGGCAUUCUCAGCGGUUGCAGCGAUGGAAGGUCUGGCAAAGAUUACCCGAGGAAACCUCGUAUCACUGUCCGAACAGCAGCUUAUAGAUUGCGAUAGACCGGCUAAUGAUGGUUGCAAUGGGGGAACAAUGGAAGAAGCUUUCAACUACAUAGCGAAAAGCGGAGGCAUUUCUUCAGAAAACGAAUACCCUUAUCAAGUGAAAGAAGGGAGUUGCCAGUCCAACAUCAAACCCGCCAUGCAGAUAAAAGGGUUCAAAAGGGUUCGACAAAACAACGAGGUUCAGUUGCUCGGGGCUGUAUCGAGACAGCCUGUAUCGGUGUGCAUUAAAGCGACCGCGGCCAGUUUCAUCCAUUACUCAAGCGGAUUGUACGAUGCGCGUGAUUGUGGGACGACCAACUUGGAUCAUGCAGUGACGUUGGUUGGGUACGGGACGAGCCCCGAAGGAAUCAAGUAUUGGCUGGCAAAGAACUCUUGGGGUGAGACUUGGGGAGAGAGUGGUUACAUUAGACUCCGUAGAGAUGUGGAGUGGCCUGAAGGCAUGUGUGGUAUAGCUACGUUUGCUUGUUAUCCGGUUGCGUAAUUAAUUAUGUUAGAUGAUUUAUAUUGAAGUAUUCAUAUAUACAUUAUGGCGUUUAGUUUUUAUAUAUUUGUAUUUUGAUAGUAUAUGUUUAAGUUAUUUUAAUAGUACUAAUAUUUAUAUGUAAUACCUUUAUGGUUAACAUUGAAACCUCUCUA